AUGAAGGCUGUUUCUCUCCAGGUCCUGUUUGUGCUGAGGGUCUUGUGCCUGGCAACCCUGGCUGGAGGGCAACCCAAAGCACAUCUGAAGUGUUCAACAGAGUGCAGCCAUUUUACAUCUGGGAUAGCAGCAAAGCGGAUAAGGAGCUACCGCAGGACUGAACCCCGCUGCACCAAACAAGCCAUCAUACUUAUUACUCUGAAGUCUGUGGAGAUUUGUACAGAUCCAGAGGCAGAGUGGGUGAAGAAGAUUGUAGAGAAACUGGACCAGAAAAAGGCUGCAGCCUCCCCACUUCCACGUGAUGCCGCCUCAGCAGCGGUGCUGGCAGAGCCCAGCCAUGUUGGUCUUACAGUAACAGCUCCAUCUCAAGCGACUGCUCCAACUAGUUUCUUCCAAGGGAGUGGCACAACAGUUUUGGAGAGAAUACAUGUUCCUGCUGCCAGGACAGAGGUGUCCAGAAAGUCCUCACCAGCCAUGCAGGACACCACCCAGGUCCUUGCAGGAUCAUCCCCCAUGAUAUGGGAAGUUGCUGCCCACUCUGAAGUCACUCUAGAAGCAAACAGAGACUCCUUAAAAUCUCCUGCACCUUCAACAACUUUUGCAGCAGGCAUGGUCUCCAGCCAGCCCACCCCAUAUCCCACAGCUCUUGUGCAUGGCUUUGAAAAUGCCAUAGGAUCUACAGAAGAACCUGUAGGACAUACUGUAAAUGCUAUGGCUGAUGUUCGAGAUGCAACUUCUCCUAGCUCAAAUUCAGACCCCAUGGUCAUUACUAAAGGAUCAGACCAUCCUAUACUUUCUACAGAUGAAUCCCUGGACCCUACAAGUACAAGAGCCAAUGCACCAGACACUGCUUCUAGCAGCUUUAGUUCAGAUGUCCCCUCCAUCCUGGACAGCAGGGAGAUCACCACAGUCCCAGCCGCACCAGUUCCACCAGAGACUACUUCAGUUUCUACUCUAAACCCCACAAUUGCCACAGACAAAGGUCCUUCUGUCCAUAUCAACAAGGUUGUCAGUUCCUCUGCAGAUGCUUUUGGUACCAGAACAUUUGAUUAUUCAUUGCCUGUAGGAAAGCAAGAUCCUUCAGAUACAUUAGUUUUUACUAGUCAAGCAUUCUCAAGCCAAGCCAGAGUGCAGAUGACUACAGAAAGACCAAAAGAUCUGCCUCUUCCCAGCUUCUUGUCAAGAUCUCAAAUGCACUUUGUCUUCCCAGUUUCUGUGGUAGGUGGUCUGAUGGCUUGCAGUGUUGCUGUUGUAUGGCUAUAUCUAAAAUUUGGAGUCAAAACAGAAAAAAUGUCAGGAGAAAUGGUACAGGGCUUGCUUUACCAGAAGGAGGGACAUCAAAACAAUGUCUAUCCAAUGGAAGUAAUCUGA
Pelecanus crispus (Dalmatian pelican) is the source of this 1371-nucleotide messenger RNA. RefSeq lists its product as uncharacterized. Lineage: Eukaryota; Metazoa; Chordata; Aves; Pelecaniformes; Pelecanidae. Gene Ontology annotation, molecular function: chemokine activity; CCR chemokine receptor binding. Gene Ontology annotation, cellular component: extracellular region. The record is from RefSeq and is a predicted model, not a curated record. Gene Ontology annotation, biological process: cell chemotaxis; inflammatory response; chemokine-mediated signaling pathway.